GCCUUUCAACCUAAACCCAAUGGUCGAAGAAAUACCCUUCGUCAUUCUCGCCUUUGCCCCCUUUUCUCCCUGUGCAAAACCCUAACGGAAACCGCACCCAUCUAACAAUGUCUCAGUUUUUCUUCGAAGAACAGCAAUUGCAAUAUUGGUUGAACGUUUUUUAGUUUAGUCGCGGUUCUGCGCGGAGGAAACGAUCCCCUCCUCUCGGACCAAUCUCUCCGAUUUCCUGCCGUCUAUGCCGCCGCCAGAGUCUACUCCUCACCUUUCUAAUCGAGAAUCGUGGAGCCUUUUCAAAUACAGUAAUCUUGAAGAUGACGACUACGCGAUUUCUGGGCAGUCUUUUUUGUUUCCCGUUUCAUUAUUGGCUAUCGAUCGCAAAUUUUUAACGUGAAAUUGAUACUUCUGCACAAAAUUAGAUAUAUUCAAUAUUGGUUUUGCAUAGUUCGUAAAGUAGGCUAAUGUUAGGGUUUUGUUCCCAUUUUAAAGCCUUAGUGGUUGAUUUGGAUGGACAUUUUCAGUCUCUCUUUCUUUGGUUAGUGAAAUGGAAUUUUAUUG
Molecule: messenger RNA, 555 nt
Organism: Rubroshorea leprosula
Lineage: Eukaryota; Viridiplantae; Streptophyta; Magnoliopsida; Malvales; Dipterocarpaceae
Source: the annotation of a GenBank genome assembly